Messenger RNA from Heterobilharzia americana, 2850 nucleotides. NCBI's taxonomy places the organism in Eukaryota, Metazoa, Platyhelminthes, Trematoda, Strigeidida, Schistosomatidae. The record is from the annotation of a GenBank genome assembly.
AUGUACACUGAAGCGUACCGCUACAGAGCACAUGUCAAACAGAUGUCGAGAUGGAAUUUAAUUGAUUUAUCACAAAAAAUAAGAUAUCAUCCAUCCUCUGUAAUAUAUCAUCCAAAUGAUAGUAUAAUUAUUCCAGACAAUGCUAUCAUCAUUAGGCGUAAAUCAAUAAUUCGAUGUUUACUGCCUAGACAACAUAGUGACACUUCAAAAGUUGACUUAAAUCAAAAUCAACACUAUCGAACAGAUUAUGAAGGAAAAGAUCAACUUUUUGCUAUACAAAACAAUGACAGUCAUGAAUCUGGUUCAAGAUUAGGUGAAUACCGAAUAAGUGAAAAUUUAAAGUCAACUUUUGAAAAAGAAGAUGAGAACAAAGCUGAGAAUUUACUUGAACGUGAGGCGCAUAUUGGUGCAUUAGCUUUAGCAUGGGCAUCAGGUACACAUAAAUCAAGAAAAUCUGCCUAUGAAAAGCAUACGAAUCAUAGAAGAAACCUACAUGAAACUACGCAACGUAAGUUACGAAGAUAUAACAAUAAUAAGUCAACUACUGUCGGUUCUAACUCAAAAACAAAUCUAUCUACAUUGAGAGAACUUAGUGCUUCUAUUUUUUCUUCACCUAAAAGGAGUCCAUUGCUGAGUUAUACCCCUCAUCCGAGGGACACCCAACAACCUAAUGUGUGUCAUUCAAAUGACGAGACCAGUAACCUUGAGAAUAGUAGUCUUAUACUACCUGAUAAACCUCAUAAUUAUCACAAUAGUAAUAAAACUAACAAUGGUCUAUGGCAUCAAAAGACAAUGAAGACGAUUAUUAAUGAUACAGCGAAAAUUGCCAUUUCACCAAUUAUUUGCUCCAGUGGAGAGCAAGAUGCUUCGAAUAGACUAAGCAGAGAUACAGCCUAUUAUAAUUCAAUGGAUUCAAUGCCUGAAAGAUGUCUGCCCACAUGUAAACAGAAUGAUAAACGCUUUAUUAGUUUAAGCCAAUUAGAACAAACAAAUCAAGAGGAUGAUGACGGCCAGGAAUUACUACCGAAUGAACCGUCUACUGUUCGACAAUCCUAUCGACAACAACAACAAAUGAAAUUGCAAGAAUCUCAACAAACUCAAAGUAAAAAGUCUUCCUUAGUAUCAGAACAAACUUAUAAUGUUGGUGAUAUUUCUGAAAGUGAUGAUGAAGGCAGUACUCGACCUAUAGGUAUACGAGCAAAAAUACGUCGAAAUGCCGAAGAUUUACGUCCAUUAUACGGAACUGGUGGUCCACUUGGCUCUGUACAACCACAAGUAAACUAUAAAGCACAAAAUCGUGGUAUUGGUUGGAGAUUACACUGGCGAAAGAUAUUUAAUGAAAGACGAAGAAAAAUUGCUGAUUAUUCACUAUUUUUUGCUGUAAUGGGCAUUUUACUAAUGGUAUUUGAAUUGGAAUUGAUUAUGGCUAAAGUUUACUUAAAAACAUCAAUUUAUUCGAUGUUAAUGAAAUCCUUAAUCAGUGCAUCAACGCUUAUAUUGGUUGGCCUUACACUUGUUUACCAUGCAGUUGAUAUUCAACUAUUUUGUAUUAAUAAUUGUAUUGAAGAUUGGCGGAUAGCACUAAAUUGUAGAAAAAUUUCUUUAACACUCAUUGAAGUAUUCAUUUGUCUAGUACAUCCACCACCAAUUCUAUCCAACUAUAAUAUUUAUGCAUAUAAUAGUGCAUAUCAUACAUCAUCAAGUGUAUGGAGUUUCAAACAAGCUAAUGAUGUUGUAGUUGACAAUUCCUUAUUAUCAUCUAAUGAAUUACAUAAUACACAUUAUAAUAAUUCCACCUAUCGAUUAGUUGAUCUACCAUUUCCAACUGUACCUAUUACUUCUAAUCAUAAUGAUAUAUCAAGUGAAAAGAUUAUGCCUAUGGUCACUCUUGAAUUAACUUUAUCUGUUCCAAUGUUUUUACGAUUAUAUUUAAUUUUUCGUGUACUAUUACUGCAUUCAACAAUGUUUACAGAUGCUGGUUCACGUAGUAUUGGUGCAUUGAAUCGUGUUAAAAUUAAUGUCCGAUUUGUAUUGAAAACAUUAGCUACAGUUUGUCCCGGUACUAUGCUUUUAAUAUUUAUUUUAUCCAUGUGGAUUGUUACCAGUUGGAUAAUGCGAGUUUGUGAAAGAGAACAAAAUAAAGAAUAUGAAAAAUUGUUAAAUUCAAUGUGGUUAAUUGCUGUCACAUUUUUAAGUAUUGGCUAUGGUGAUAUGGUACCGAAUACAAAUUGUGGUAGGGCAAUAUCUGUGUUAGCUGGUGUAAUGGGCUCUGCGUGUACAGCACUUGUUGUCGCUGUAGUAGCACGAAAAUUAGAAUUGACAAGAGCUGAAAAACAUGUACACAAUUUUAUGCAAGAUAAUAAAUUUUAUAAAAAUUUGAGACAUUCAGCGGCAAAUGUUUUACGUGAAACUUGGCUAUUCUAUAAGUAUACAAGACUUGUAAAACGUGUUAAACCAGCCAGAGUGCGAAGACAUCAAAGAAAAUUUUUGACAGCUAUAAGCAGGCUAAGAAAGGCGAAAGAUAGUCAAAGGAAGCUGAAAGAAGAAGCUAAUUCAAUGGUAGAUUUAGCUAAAUUGCAGACAAGCAUCUAUGAUACUGUGAAUUAUAUUCGAGCAGAUCAGACAAUUUUCGUUCAACGUCUAGUCGCAGUUGAAAAGUGCAUGUCGUCGAUUCAGGCUUAUGUAAAUCAAAUGUCAGACACCUUCACAGGGAUUAUUGAUACACUUGGUACAUGCAGUAGUACUACAGUUCCACUAGAAGAUGAAGCAUUGGCUAAAAUCAAUUUAUCCCCGCAGCCAACACAGCCAACACAACAGUUGUCAAGUUCCAAUGAAUCUUUGAAAGGCUAA